This is a messenger RNA of Parathielavia appendiculata, 2574 nucleotides long. RefSeq lists its product as uncharacterized. The transcript has 2 exons. NCBI's taxonomy places the organism in Eukaryota, Fungi, Ascomycota, Sordariomycetes, Sordariales, Chaetomiaceae. The record is from RefSeq and is a predicted model, not a curated record. The coding region runs from base 277 to 2364 and encodes 695 amino acids.
GGCAACUUUGAGACCAUCAUCUCCUGCACUCAACCUGGCAUCUCGUAGGCCUCAUUGCAUUGUUUGCUUGCAGCACUCUUAGCUGGCACCUCUCAUGAGUUUUGCUUUCUUUUGCUUUGAGUCUCGAUCUGGCUGGUUCUGCGAGCUGCCGCCCUUCGUUAUUGCUCCCUUCCCGUUCACCGACUUCUGCUGUUUGCUCAACUGCCAAUGAGCCACUCUUUGCCUCAAGCAACAGUUAUCACGUACCGGAGCUUUGCUUAGCUAUAGGUCCUCAAGAUGGGCUCAAAAGCUGGUUUCGUUUCCUCUCCCUCCAGUCACGACUCAGGGCAGAAAAAGAAGAAGGGCCGCAAGCCGACCUCCCUCUUCAAACAUACAAACAAGACUUUCGUCUCCAAGCCUGUGGAGCUGGCUUCACCCUCAGCUAGUUCUAUAAGUGGCACUGGUGUCUCUUCUUUUACUUUCAAGGCCCCACGCCCUGACGGGAUUCCCAAGAGUCCCGCUGCCACACCGAAAUUGGACUCGUCCGCUCUCCCAACCUUCAACUUGACCGGUCUACGGUAUCCGCGAGAUACUGGCCGAAGGAUGCCAUCAGACUCGAGCAGUUUGUCUCAGGCCAUGGACAGUCUCACCAGCUCCAUGACCAGCCUCAAGAUACCCGGGGAAAGGCGCGACAGGAGAAGCAACAAGGGUUCCGCCGCCUCACUCUCCACAACAUCAUCCUCCUCUCUCUCAGCCAGGAGGACAUACCAAACCCGCGGUGAGGAAGACGACACGGCCGAGGAGAGCAGUCGAGAAGAGAUGAGCGCGAAGUCCGGGCUCACUAGCGAUGAGGACUCUGUCCUAAACGUCCACCUUGGCCUGCUGGAGCGAUGCCCUGAGUUGGAUGAACUCAACGAGAUCAAGACGACACCAAUUUUCACUGAAGCCGUCCGCAAAUAUGCACUCUCACUGGCCGGCGCCAACAACGAGAAGCCUUUCAGCCAGUACGGCCUGCUGGCUGGCGAUCUCUCCGGCAACGCGGAGGAACGGCCGGAUCCCCGCAUCUUUUGGAACGUAGCCACGCCCUCCAGCUUCUUCAUUUGCGGUAGCCAGGGAUCUGGAAAGAGCCAUUCCCUGUCCUGCCUGCUAGAGAAUGCUCUGGCGCCCUGCGAUGCAAAUGUCCUCCCUCGGCCUUUGACAGGAAUCGUAUUCCACUACGAUACCUUCAUUUCGGAUUCCGGCGGCUCCCCCUGCGAAGUGGCCUGGUUGUCGUCCAACCCGGACAUCAAGGUGCGGGUGCUAUGCCCCCCGACCAAUGUCCGGACGAUGCAGAAAAUUUACAAGCAGUUUCCGAACAUCACGGUGGAAGAGCUGCGGCUCAAUGAGUCUGACCUCAACACGAAGCGCAUGCUGGAUCUGAUGGCCGUCGCGGCAGGUGGCAACUUGCCCCUGUACCUCCACGUCGCGCAGCGCAUCCUGCGCGAUCUGCGCGUCACGCAGCAAAAGACCGACACCGGGUUCAGCUACACAGCAUUCAAGCGCAGCCUGGCUUUGGAGAACCUCACCGACAUGCAGCUGGCGCCUUUGAAACAGCGACUGGAGACUCUCGAGUCCUUCAUGGUAGAGGACCAAGCCAAGGCGUACAACAUGUUCGCAUCCGGCCAACUAAGGCAGAAGACCAAGAAGUACGCCGCAGCUGAAGGCACGUCCUGGACACCGAAAAACGGGCAUCUGACCAUCGUCGACUUGUCCUGUCCCUGUGUCACACCCGAAAUGGCCUGCUCCCUCUUCAACAUCUGCCUCUCGCUCUUCCUCGAGCAGGACUCGGCGGCCGUCGGGCUGAUCAUUGCGCUGGACGAGGCGCACAAAUACAUGACGGAUUCGCAGGAGUGCGCAGCCUUGACCGAGGCGCUGCUGGCUACCAUCCGGCUGCAGCGGCACCUCGGCGCGCGGGUCGUCAUCUCGACGCAGGAGCCCACCAUCAGCCCCAAGCUGCUGGACCUGUGCAGCGUCACGAUCGUGCACCGGUUCACGUCGCCCGACUGGCUGAAUGUACUCAGGAAACAUCUUGCCGGGGUGUCGUCUGGCGGUAAGCUGUUGGAGAAGGCAAGGAGGCUGAACACGGGUGAUGAGGAGGGGGAUAAUGGGGUCGACGGAGCCGGGGCGCUGGCGCUGGGCGAUGCUGACCCGGCGUUGGAGCUGUUCUCGAGGAUCGUGGACUUGAGGGUUGGAGAGGCGCUGAUGUUUGCGCCGAGUGCUAUUGUUGGGGUGAAGAAGAGGAAGGACGGGAAGGGCGAGGUGAAGCGGCUGGCGCAUGGGGUGUUGAAGGUGCGGAUCCGCAGCCGGACGACUGCGGAUGGUGGGCGGAGCAUCAUGGCUGCGUGAGUUGGCUUUGACAUGGCUUGUUGGGUUGUUGAUGGCGUUCUGGAGAGCUUUUUGGGAAGAGCAGGUACAGGAUUACUGAUUGUUAUGAUACCAUGGGUUUAGGUUUGUUAGCUGCGUUUGCGGCUGUGUUGGAUUUGAUCAGUGUGGGAGUAUUCGGUUGGAUUGCGAUCUGAUAGACUCGAUAGACAACCUAAUACAACAAUAGAGUGC